Yamadazyma jaroonii is the source of this 738-nucleotide messenger RNA. The record is from the annotation of a GenBank genome assembly. Lineage: Eukaryota; Fungi; Ascomycota; Pichiomycetes; Serinales; Debaryomycetaceae.
AUGAAGUUCACAUUCAAAACCCCAUUAAAUUCAUUAUUUAAAGUAAAGUUACCAAAAUUUGAUGUUAACUUAGAGCAUACCAUCCGUACCAAAUUAGAUUCCUUACCCUCAUUAACCAAAAUCUACACCAACCCUGACGGUACACCAAGAAUUCCAAGCGAUGAAGAAUUCAAAGUCAUUGCCGAUUUACAAAACUUAUAUUAUCAAAGAAACCAUUCUUCAUGGAAUUAUAUAAUCCCUGGAAUCCCAAAGAAAGAUCUUGAAUUAUUCCAAGACAAUUCCCAAGAUUUAGAGCAUUUCCAAUUCGUCACAAAAGAUAGUGGUAAAAUAAUCGAUAAAAUUCCUUACAAAGAUGAUACCACUGGAGAAUUGAAAUGGAAAAUCAUCAGAGAAACUGAAAAAGCUGAAGGAUGGGAAUUACCAUAUUUUUACAUAGUUUUGCCUAUUUUCCUUUAUGCUGUUUAUGCUAAAUAUACCAAACAAAUGAAAUUAAGAGAUUUAGAAGGUCCAGAAUGGGCAGAAAAAGAAUUAAGAUUAAGAGCUAUGGAAAAAUACUUCGGAAGUACCGAAAAGGCCAAAGAAUUCUUAAGUAAUGAAGGUAAAUCAGAAGCUGAACUCAAGGAAAGAGACGAUUUAGUUAUUGCUAGAAUCUUAGCAGGUGAUUAUGAUAAAUUAUCUGAAUUAAAGAAAAAUCUUAACUUGAAAGAAGAAGAAAAGAAUCCAAUUCUUAAUAUUUAA